Molecule: messenger RNA, 930 nt
Organism: Bactrocera neohumeralis
Lineage: Eukaryota; Metazoa; Arthropoda; Insecta; Diptera; Tephritidae
Product: protein-L-histidine N-pros-methyltransferase-like
Molecular function (GO): protein-L-histidine N-pros-methyltransferase activity
Source: RefSeq, a predicted model, not a curated record
AUGAAGACGCUCUCGAGAGACCUGCGCACCUAUGGGAGCGGCAAUCGCCGCCGCCCUCUGCUGCGAUAUGAGCCAAACCUCGUGAAGGUCCCGGGUUCGAUGCUUCACAAGUUUGAACUUUUGCAUUGCGAUGCGGAGACGAAGCAGUUUCUCGAGGAGGCGGCCGGCUUCUCACUGUGGAAGCUCUUCGCCAGCCAUUUACUGCGCGCCUUUGUACGGCACCACGCAAAUGGUCUGCUCGGUCGCGGCGGCAUGUUUGUUGUCUCGACGGAGCAGGCGCGCCAGUUGCUGCGUCGGCAAGAGACAGCGCGGCGUCUCUGCAUUUUUGGUUCGUUACUGGACAUUGGCGCCGGCGAUGGAGGCGUCACCGCGAAGUUGCAGCCGUUUUUUGACCGCAUUUUCGCCACGGAAUAUUCCGCCACGAUGCGGUGGCGGCUCUGGCGGCGCGGGUUCGAAGUGCUCAAUCACGAGGAUCCCUUCCGCGACCCGCAGACGAAGGAGCGGAGGGUCUUUGACGUCAUCACCUGCCUCAACGUGCUGGAUCGCGAUUUGCCGCUCACACUUCUGCGGGACAUGCGAGACUCGCUGGAGCCAGAGAAAGGACUUCUCCUUCUCGCGGUGGUGCUGCCCUGGUGUCCUUUUGUCGAGUUCAACAGUCAGCAGCGGCGGCCGCGAGAGUUGCUGCCCAUGCGGGGCGGUCAGUGCUGCAAAGGCGCGAGUUUUGAGGAUUCCCUCUCCACGCUGGUGGAGAACGUUUUGGAGCCGGUUGGCUUCGAGUUGGUCCGGUGGACGCGGCUGCCAUACCUGUGUGAGGGCAAUCUGAGGUUAGAGUAUGCCCUCCUCCACGAUGCGGUGUUUGUGCUGAAGCGCAAGCCGCCGGGCACGUUCAAGGACACCGCGACCCUCGCGCCUGCAAGUGACUACGCCUGA